CCUAAUGUAGGGAUUGUGGAUGGGGUCCUGCUCUCUGACUCAGUAAUCCACGGGGUUGAGAGGUUUGUCUCAUUUACAUAAUGUUAGAGGUCUGGGCCUACCUUUCUUGCUCGAAACACCAUUUCACCAAAGAGGCGCGCAGACCUUUGGAUAAGAUUUUGCAGGCGGAUUUCUAAUUCUUUUUAAGACAUAACGUGUUUAACAUCUUUGGGGAAAAAAAUACCCUCUAAAGCCCAGACACUUCACCCUGAAUUUGUUGUCGAGAUCGGACAUCUGGAAAGAUUAAAGGGAAGAAGAAACGGAGAGAAAACCGCUUCUGUGGCUGAGAUGCGCAUAAUAUGACGCGAGGUAUUAUAUUCAGGUUAUCAACUUAGCCGGUUUCUGUUGUGCGGCUGUAAUUGAUGGCUGACCGUGUCACAUCUUCAUUUGCUCAAUUAGAGAAUGGCUGCUGCCGUGAUGCGCUAAAUUAUAUUAGUUGCUCCAUAAACGGGGCGCUUUUGUUUCUGUUAGAAAUAAUAGAGCUGCAGCAAAAAGUGAAAGUCAAACAAGCUAAAUAUUUAUUAUUUUCAUAAUUUUCUUAAAUUGAUCUAUUAAAGAAAUGAUAAUUUGCUCCACCAGAUGUAAAGUUUUAAAUGCUAUACACUGGAAUGACAGUCUGUCACUGAGAGUUGUAUUAACUGCUGUUCAUUGUCGCAGUUUGCAGAAGCUUUGUUCUUUUUUGACCCUCUUGUCAUGUCGCUCUUCUUCCUCUUCUCCCCCGGCGCCAGUAAGUUUGCUUAGAGAUUACAACGUCGGGUCAAGACUGCAAAGUGUCAUUAUUGCAAUGCUGACCAGACUCCAGGCUUUUAAGCUCCAAACGGCUCCAAUGUGUGCGUUUCUUCUUUGAAUUACCCCCAAAAAUCUCCAGGAUGCAUGCCAGAAAAAGAAUUAUAUCGAUUGAAAACGCGUGCGUAAAUGGAUGGAGGACGGUACCCCUCACGGUUUUUUGGAACUUCCCCUGUCCUCCAGCGUUUUGCCAUUUUAAUCCAGGACUUGUCCCUCUCUGGUGGGGGGUAAAAUGAUGCUUAAGAAGCAUAAAUGAGCUGGUCAUGAAACUUCAUUGUGGCUCUUUGAUGAUACUCGGUGGCCCUUGUGUCUGUGAAAAGUGCUCUCAAAGUUUGUAGAAAGAGUGGAAUUCCCUACUGACGCAAAAACAGUCGUAUGUGGUCAGAUGAGCGGGUCUGCGGAGCGCAAAGAGCCAUUCUCACCUGAGGAAAGUUGUCAGAGGAAACAUGAUGUUAAAUAUGUCGUUUUGUUCACAAGUUAAUAUAAGGAGAUGUGUAUGUGUUUUUCUCUCUCUGUAUUAUUUGCCCAAAUUGUCAAUGACUAUUGUUUGGUGGUUUUAGGAAGUGUGGCUCCGCCCCCUGUGUUUGUCGUAAACCUGGCUCCUGGCUCCAAUAAACCCGGGCUAAGAGCGCCCUGGGCUCGCCUCCUUCUCCAAGGCGAUCAAUAGGAUCUCAGGCACACUACAAGCACUCUCUUACGUAGACAUCGACCAAGGAGAGAGCCGAUACAACAACACGGUUGAUCUGCUCAAACACAAAAAUCUACCUGCUUUCUGAAUCAUGUCGUUGAGCCCAAAGCACACAACGCCUUUUUCAGUGACAGACAUUUUGAGUCCAAUCGAGGAGACAUACAAGAAGUUUAGUGGCAUGGAUGGCGCAGGGAAUCUAACCUCUCCACUUGGAGCCUACCGACAGCCUCAGGUGUCUCAGACCGGAAUGCAACAGCACUCGAUGGGCCACAACGCCAGCGUGGCCACCACUUAUCACAUGCCGCACGGCGUGUCUCAGUUCUCCCACACCGCAAUGGGGGGAUACUGCAAUGGGAGCAUUGGCAACAUGGGAGAUCUUCCAUCGUACCAGGAAAGCAUGCGGAGUAGUGCCGCCGCCACGGGAUGGUACAGCGCCAACCCUGAUCCCAGAUACUCCUCAAUUUCUAGAUUCAUGGGACCUUCCACAGGUAUGAACAUGACUGGCAUGGGGAGUCUCACAGGAAUGGCAGACCCCAGCAAAGCCAUGCCAGCUCUCCACGCUGCGCCCAGGAGGAAACGGCGCGUCCUGUUCUCGCAGGCUCAAGUCUACGAGCUGGAGAGGAGGUUUAAGCAGCAGAAAUACCUGUCGGCACCUGAAAGGGAGCACCUGGCCAGCAUGAUUCAUCUGACGCCGACCCAGGUGAAAAUCUGGUUUCAGAACCAUCGGUACAAGAUGAAGCGCCAGGCCAAGGACAAGGCGGCACAGCAGCUGCAGCAGCAGCAGCAGGACGGUAACCUGUGCCAGCAGCAGGCGCAGUCCCCGCGGCGGGUAGCCGUUCCGGUUCUGGUGAAGGACGGUAAACCGUGCCAGAACGGCUCAAACACGCCGACGCCGAAUCAGCAACAGGUACAACAGAGCCAACAACAGAACCAACAACAGAACGGAGGCGGAGUGGUGCUCGCAUCCUCGGCCGGCAGCCUCAGCCAGCAUCAAAACCAGCAGCAGGUGAACGCUUUGGAGCUGGAGGAGAUGUCGCCGAGCCCCCCCUCACUGCACAGCCAGCUCAGCAUGGCCCAGAUAGACACAUCAGCUGUAGAUUACACCAGUAACAUGGUCAGCUCAAACCUUCUCUACGGCAGAACGUGGUAGGACUUAAACAGUACUGACACUUUUCACUUUUCUCUUUAAAUGGACAACA
Messenger RNA from Oryzias melastigma (Indian medaka), 2712 nucleotides. It is a transcript of the gene nkx2.4a, whose product is annotated as NK2 homeobox 4a. Gene Ontology annotation, biological process: cell differentiation; regulation of transcription by RNA polymerase II. Gene Ontology annotation, cellular component: nucleus. The record is from RefSeq and is a predicted model, not a curated record. The transcript has 2 exons. NCBI's taxonomy places the organism in Eukaryota, Metazoa, Chordata, Actinopteri, Beloniformes, Adrianichthyidae. Gene Ontology annotation, molecular function: DNA-binding transcription factor activity, RNA polymerase II-specific; RNA polymerase II cis-regulatory region sequence-specific DNA binding. Bases 1605 to 2663 code for a protein of 352 amino acids.